AUGGCCCCUGCCAGCAUCAAGGUUGCUGCGAACGAUUUCCUUGAUUUCGUCAAUGCUUCUCCAACACCUUUCCAUGCGGUCAAGUCUGUCAAGGAAAGAUUGAGCAAAGUGGGCUUCAGAGAGAUCAAGGAGAAAGAAUCAUGGUCGUCUGCCUUGAGUCCUGGUGGUAAAUACUUCCUCACGAGAAAUGGCUCUACCGUCGUCGCAUUUGCCAUUGGCAAAAAGUGGAAGCCAGGAAACCCUAUCUCGAUGAUCGGUGCCCAUACCGACUCGCCCUGCUUGCGAAUUAAGCCAGUGAGCAAGAAGCAAGGCGAUGGUUUCCUCCAAGUCGGCGUUGAGACGUAUGGCGGUGGACUAUGGCAUACCUGGUUCGAUCGAGACCUUGGGCUGGCAGGACGGGUUAUGGUACGAGGAAAAGAUGGCAAUGUGGUUCAAAAACUCGUUCAUAUUGACAAACCUAUCCUGCGCAUUCCUACCCUAGCUGUCCACCUUGACCGUCAGGAAACCUUUUCCUUCAACAAAGAGACCCAACUGUUCCCUAUAGCCGGUCUAGUCUCAGCAGAACUCCAGCGUCAGGAUGAUAAGAAGAACAAAAAUUCACCCGAUGAAUCAGAAGACGAGAGCAAACCCUUCUCUCCAUUGAAAGCCAUUACAACCCGACAUCACCCUCAUAUCGUCGAGCUCAUUGCUACAGAUGCCGGAGUUACCCCAGAAAAUGUGGUUGACUUUGAACUAGUCCUUUACGAUACCCAGAAGGCUGUUCUUGGAGGUCUCAGCGAUGAAUUCAUUUUCUCCGCACGGCUUGACAAUCUCAAUCAGACAUACUGUGCAACCAUGGGCUUGAUAGAGUCUCUGAGCUCCUCCUCUGCUCUCGAGGAUGAAUCAUCUAUUCGCCUGGUUGCAUGUUUUGAUCAUGAAGAGAUUGGAAGUAUGACAGCCCAAGGUGCCUUUUCUGUGAUGCUUCCCGCCAUCAUUCGCAGACUUUCUGUCUUACCGUCUUCGAUCUUUGCUGAAGACGGGUCCGAGGAGUCGUAUGAUCAUGCCGGCGAGCCAGAGUUUUCCACGGCCUAUGAGCAGACUUUGUCGAGCUCAUUCCUACUUUCCGCUGAUAUGGCACAUUCCGUCAAUCCCAAUUAUGGUGGCAAAUAUGAGAAUGACCACAAGCCCGAAAUGAACCAAGGCCCUGUCAUCAAGGUCAACGCCAAUGCCAGGUAUGCCACAAAUUCCCCAGGCAUUGUGUUACUACAAGAGGUUGCUCGAAAGGCCAGCAAAAUGAUUGCUAGCGAUCCCGAGGGUGUUCCACUGCAAUUAUUCGUAGUACGGAACGACUCAAGUUGUGGAAGCACAAUUGGGCCCAUGCUCUCUGCCCAUCUCGGUGCACGAACACUAGACCUUGGCAAUCCUCAGCUAUCGAUGCACAGCUGCCGUGAAACUGGAGGUGCUGAUGAUGUACACCAUGCAAUUCGAUUGUUCAGCAGUUUCUUCCAGCACUAUUCAGCUCUGGAGAAGACCAUUUUGGUUGACUAA
This is a messenger RNA of Exophiala bonariae, 1527 nucleotides long. RefSeq lists its product as uncharacterized. Gene Ontology annotation, biological process: proteolysis. Gene Ontology annotation, cellular component: fungal-type vacuole. The record is from RefSeq and is a predicted model, not a curated record. The transcript is spliced from 2 exons. NCBI's taxonomy places the organism in Eukaryota, Fungi, Ascomycota, Eurotiomycetes, Chaetothyriales, Herpotrichiellaceae. Gene Ontology annotation, molecular function: metalloaminopeptidase activity; zinc ion binding. The coding region runs from base 1 to 1527 and encodes 508 amino acids.